Messenger RNA from Arachis stenosperma, 1742 nucleotides. Its product is annotated as glucan endo-1,3-beta-glucosidase 9. The transcript has 2 exons. Gene Ontology annotation, molecular function: hydrolase activity, hydrolyzing O-glycosyl compounds. Lineage: Eukaryota; Viridiplantae; Streptophyta; Magnoliopsida; Fabales; Fabaceae. The record is from RefSeq and is a predicted model, not a curated record. Gene Ontology annotation, biological process: carbohydrate metabolic process. Gene Ontology annotation, cellular component: plasma membrane. The coding region runs from base 84 to 1523 and encodes 479 amino acids.
UGUCUCUCCCUCUAACCCAAUAACAAUUCACUCUUCACUCUUCUUAACUCAAGAAGGAAAAGACCCCUUCAGUGUACCAAAAAAUGGGGAGUAGCACUUGCCACUUCAUCACCACACUCGCAUUCAUCCUCUUCACUGUUUCUGAAGCUAUUGGUGUCAACUGGGGCACCAUGGCUUCACACCCCUUGCCACCCCACAUCGUCGUCAAGCUCUUGAAGUCCAACAACAUCAACAAGGUUAAGCUCUUUGAUGCAAACCCUCAUGUUCUUCAAGCUCUUUCUCGCUCCAACCUUGCUAUCACUCUUGGUGUUCCCAACUCCAUGCUCAAAACAUUCAACUCUUCUAUCAAAGCUUCUGACACUUGGGUCCAUGAUAAUGUCACCCGCUACGUUUCCAAUGGGGGGAAUGCAGCUAAAAUUGAAUAUGUUGCUGUUGGUGAUGAGCCGUUUCUCAAAAGUUAUGGUGAGCAAUUUCAGCCUUUCGUUGUUGGAGCGGCUAUGAACAUUCAAGCAGCUUUAAAGAGAGCGAAUUUGGACAGCAAAGUGAAAGUAGUGGUCCCGUGCAGCCUUGACAAUUUUGAGUCAGAAUCUAACAUGUCCUCAUCCGGGGUUCAUUUUCGACCGGACCUCAACAAAACCAUGAUUGAGCUCCUCACAUUUCUUGACAAGAAUGGAUCACCUUUCUUUGUGACCAUUUCUCCAUUCUUGACUCUCCUACAAGCGAAAAACACAUCACUGGACUUUUCCCUCUUUAAAGAAACCGCAAAACCUCAUAAUUUUAACCAUAAAGCUUACAAAAACAGCUUCGAUUUGAGCUAUGAUACUGUCGUGACUGCAUUAUCAACAGCAGGAUUUCCUAGUAUGGACAUUGUUGUGGCAAAGAUUGGUUGGCCAACAGACGGAGCUGCCAACGCAAGCUCGAAUCUAGCUGAAUCCUUUAUGAAAGGCCUUAUGAACCACCUUCACAGCAACUUGGGGACUCCACUUAGACCACGGCAUCCUCCACUAGAAACUUACAUCUUAAGCCUUCUCGACGAGGACCAAAGGAGCAUAGCUGCCGGAAACUUUGAACGACAUUGGGGUUUGUUCACUUUUGAUGGCCAAGCAAAGUACCAUGUGGAUCUUGGCCAGGGUUCAAAGGGCCUUGUGGAUGCACAAAAUGUUGAGUACCUUUCUUCAAAGUGGUGUGUUGUGAACAACAACAAGGACUUGUCUAAUGCAACAGUCAGCGCUUUAGAUGCUUGUUCGAAUGCUGAUUGUACUGCGCUGUCCCCCGGCGGAUCUUGCUUCAAUAUCAGCUGGCCUAAUAACAUAUCUUAUGCUUUUAAUAGUUACUAUCAGGAGCAUGAUCAGAGAGCCGAAAGCUGUGACUUUGGCGGACUUGGUUUAAUCACAUCGGUCGAUCCGUCUAUGGAUAAUUGCAGGUUUUCAAUUGAGAUCUGGACAUCUCAUGCCAAACUUUUCGGUUUGUAUAAUUUUCAGUGGAUGAUUUUAGUGAUAGCAAUCCAGUUGGUGAUAGUUUGACAUGGGUAAAAAAUGGUCAUUUUUUCGCAGCUUCCCUGGCUUGCUGCAAUUUUGUUGUACAUGUUUCUCGGUGAAUGAAAUUCCUAGAACUUAUUUUUUAAGUUGUUCAUGCAGAUGUAGUAUUCAAUUUGUCACAUUUUUUUUCCUGUUUGGUGAUUUGAGCUUAAUCUUGAUUGUUGUAAAAAAUUUAAGGGGCGAAAGCUAGUAAUUUUUGUCAAU